This is a messenger RNA of Clonostachys rhizophaga, 1014 nucleotides long. Lineage: Eukaryota; Fungi; Ascomycota; Sordariomycetes; Hypocreales; Bionectriaceae. The record is from the annotation of a GenBank genome assembly.
AUGCCUCAGGUCUGGCUCUUAUUUGCCCGUGGUAGAUCUCCAAGCGCAUACACUUGGGCAGGGCAACUCUGUGUUUGGAUAAGUCUGUGUGUGUCAGCCUCGCCUACAAGCCUCAAUGCUACGUACGCCCACCAGGCUGACAUUGUUAAUCAAGAUCUAAUAAACACCCACUGCCUGCAUCACCAGUCUCGCAGUCUCUACUUCGCAACAGCGCCAAUGGAAACUUCAAGCAAACCAAAAACGCGGCGCUCGAAGAAGGGGUGUCGUACCUAUCGGAUACGGCGAAUGAAAUGCGACGAGACAUCCCCAUCUUGUACGCGAUGCGCAUCGACGGGCCGCACCUGUGAGUGGUUUGGAGUAUUUCGCGACAGGCUUGGCACAGUCAAGCCAAGGCUGAGGCCACAGCAAGUCCUGGCCAAAUUCCCCGACGCCAAAGCCCAGGAGCUCCGCGGGUUCAAGUUCUUCCAGCAUCGGACCGCCCGGGAGAUGUGCCCGUGGUUUGACUUUGGGUUCUGGACGUCGCUUGUCCUUCAGCUGAGCCAGUCAGAACCGGCUGUCCUGCAUGCCUUCGGGGUCAUCCACGAGACCGAGGAGAGCCUUGGCAUGCCUAUUUCCAAAGACCGGCUAACCCACAACGAGAAGCACAAGUUUGCGGUGGGGCAAUAUAAUGCCGCCAUCAGGUUGUUGUUGGGGCCGGACGGCAACUUCCGUGUGUUGGCUACUUGUUUGAUCUUCAUUCAUAUUGAUCUGAUGCGCGGCCUAUAUGAGGCUGCUAGGGGGCACAUCAGGAGCGGGCCGAAGAUACUAGAAGAAUCCGGGAAUGUUCUGUCGCAUGAUGUGAGUCGGAUGAUGAGAACGGGAUUUUGCCGGCUUGACCUACAGGCUGCAGAUUUCGAUGCUGAGGCGCCAUACUACAAACUUCUGGUUGAUGAGCUCGCCGUCCUCGAUGAUGCAUUGAGUCAGCCUUUUAUGACACUUGAAGAUGCAAAAGAGCAAUAUGACACGCUGCUCUAA